CCGCAAUUCAAAGGCGUCUUCGUUGUAUUUCGGAGCAUCUCAAGCCCCCCAACACUCUGCUAAAUCCCCUAAGAAUUAGGGUUAUAUGAACUCUCUGCCUUGCCCCUACUCCUUUCAAAUUAGGGUUCUGAGCCCCACUUCCUUUCUCUAUGUAUUUUCACUUGGAAUUAGGUUUCAUAUCAUCUCUCUCUGGGUUUUGACAGUGCUCUUCAGAUGUGGAGAAUCCAGUAGAUGGUGUCCAUGGCGCUUGCCCUGUGGUCAUUGGAGGAAUGGUUUUGGAUAUCCACGCAAAGCCUUCUGUCUCUGUAAAUCCUGGUAUUACAGCUUUUCCUUUGUCAGAAGAUUCAGGUAUUUGGGAAAUAAUGGUUGAUGGAGGAAUAUUGAUUUGGGAUGAAGAUUCGAUAUGUGAGGGGGGGAGUGGCAAGAAAUGUUGCCGAAUGUAUGUCAAAGCUUGGCAGUAGGCCUUUCAUCAUCAGUGUGGUUGGAAAUGACAUGGCAGGGGAUUCGAUGCUGGAGCACUGGAAGUCUCUUGGUCUUUCUAUAGAAGGCAUUCGUAGAUGCAGUGAUAUUGUGACACCUAUUGUAUCAAACAUAUUUGAUCUGGGUGGGGAGUUAUCAGCUGCCGUUGCUGAUGUCGAAGCAGUUGAGAAGUCUUUGACUCCAGACUGGAUUUGGAAAUUUAAGCACAAAAUAAGUUCCGCGCCAGUUUUAAUGGUUGAUGGCAACUUGGGUCCUCUUGCUCUUGAAGCUGCUUGCCAGGGGUGGCCGUAUGUUCUUUCUUCUCGACUCUACUAUAGGAAUCGAGCCUUGUUUGCUGAGGGUUCGAAUUACUGGUGCUCUCUUGACAUUUCUAUCAUCUGGUUUCUUACCUCAGUAGCAGCAGAUUCGAGGACCCCAGUUUGGUUUGAACCCGUAUCAGUGGCGAAGUCUGUAAGAAUUGGAAGUAUUAUCAAGCAUGUAGCAUAUACAUCACCUAAUGAAGAUGAGCUUAUUGCCAUGGCAAAUGCUUUAUGUUCUGAUCCUGGUUCGUCUCCAAUCCAGGGAAUGAGUAAAAAGGGAAGUCAUAAGUCCAUAGACUCCAUGGUUUGUAUGCUGAAACCUGCCAUUGCUUGGUUACUGGAGAGAGGUGUUGACAUGGUCAUCGUGACUCUUGGAUCAAAUGGGGUACUUUUAUGUUCUAGGGAGGCCCCUGAUUUCAGCAGGGUAACUGCGCAUAAUGCCAGAUUCAGCAGUUUUGAGAGAGAAUUGUAUGAUCUUGUGAUCUCAAAUUUGGUAUCCAACCGCCAAUUUGGUAACAUCAAAUCUGUUAAAUCUAAUCACAGAAGUGGGGUUCCUUAUUUGUUUCAUUUUCCCGCUUUACCUGCAUCUGUUGUGAGCCUCACAGGUGCUGGUGAUUGUUUGGUGGGUGGAUGCCUUUCUUCUCUUUGUAUGGGUCUAAAUAUCACAAGCAGCAUAGCUAUUGGUAUAGCUGUUGCAAAAGCAGCGGUUGAGAGUCAAUAUAAUAUUCCUCCAGGGUUCUCUAUUUGUACAGUUGCAGAUGAUGCAAAUAGAGUGUUCUGUGCUGUGAAAGCAGUUGAAGCGGGCUAAUGAUGGAUAAUGUAUGAGGCAUUAUCAUUUUGGUCCUCGUCAAAGAAGAAGAAAAAAACAUAUUUAUGGCCUCUUUCCCAAUUUGUAGUAGCAUGGGGCUAUCUAAUGGAGCUGCUGAUCUUAUUGUUUCUGUUGAAGUCAAUUUUUCUUGGCUUUGCAGAAGGAUGUGUUUUGAAGUGGCAGCACUCAUUUGAGGUAUUAUGGACAUGUUCAUCAAUGGGUCUUUAUUUAUUGGGAAAAUAUCAUUAAAAUGGUUAAGCCAUCCCAGAAAAUCACUGAGGAGGUCAAAUCAACCGAUUUAUCAAUAAAGUGGUUACUGUAAAAAGAUCAUUGGACUCAGGUGCCUCGGCAACUAUUUUGUUACAGAAUUCCAAAAUGUCCAUGUUCUAGAUUCGGGACUAUGAAUAUGUAGGGGUAUUUUGGUAA
Messenger RNA from Amborella trichopoda, 2013 nucleotides. The record is from RefSeq and is a predicted model, not a curated record. NCBI's taxonomy places the organism in Eukaryota, Viridiplantae, Streptophyta, Magnoliopsida, Amborellales, Amborellaceae.